AUGACCUCAAAAGCAACCACUGAGAGGAUCGAGGGCAACACGCCUGGACCUACCAAGGCACAGAUCCUGGACAAAGUCUUCUCACUCGCAACGCAAUUCAGUACCUGUGUUGAAGCCUUCAACCUCAUCCAUCCAUCCAAAGACAACGAUCAUGCGCAGAAAGUCGCACUAGUCAAGCUGGGGGUGCAGCAGGGCAGACUGCUCAUCUUUGGAGAUGCAGUUGGCAUUUCGGCUCCGCCUGCGACUAUCGCCAGGCACAUGAUCCCAAGCCAUCCUGGUCUUUCAAAUCCCGACCCUCAUCUUCCUGUCAACUUUGGUGUAAGAGACGCACGUUUGGACAACGAUGUGAUUCAUGAAAAGGUCAGAAGAGCGCUGAACGAAAUCGCCGGCCGGCCGGGCCAUCUAUCGAGAGACGAAUUGAUGGAGAGAUACGGAUUGAAAAGUCCCAAGCGGUUCAAUAUGCUCGAGCACCCCGCAUUGGAUACAAAUCGAAUGGAAGCCUUUCGUGAGAAAUAUGGACUCCUGCAGGACCUUGUCAGACAAAGUGGUUCUCGAGCGAACAUCAAGCGGAACAUGAGUAUGACCACGAACCACUGGACUGUCAAAGACACAACGAGAUUCGGUGAGUUUGUCAAGACUGUCCGUACUGAGGUCGACAGCCUGAUCGACCUAUUUGGCGUCAACGAGCAAGUCGAUCGAGGAACAAGAAGCGAUAUCCGUUGUAUGGCAUGGCACCCGGAGCUCACGGGACCCGUUGUCCAACAAGACUGGGAAAAGCUGCGUCUAAUUCGCGAAGCUUGCGAAUUCGAUUAUCCACAAUACAUCGAGGUUGCCGACACAGCACUUCAAUAUAUCAACGAUGAGCUAAGGGAAACAACACUUGCUAACCAACGCGCUUCUCUCGGAACAGCGACAGGAGAUGCAGCUGGUGCACGGCGAAAGUCAGAUUACGAGCUACAGGCCCAUCCUCAAGUCAGGCGUUCAAGCGGCCCGGAAGAAAAGACGGCUAUUCAACUCGCUGCCGAGCAUGUAUUGAACCCACCUAAACCAGUGAGGCGUCCCAGUAAUAAUAAGAAGAAUAGCUACAAUAGUCAGAAAGACAAGCGCCCUGGUUGGCUCAGUGCGUUCAAGUUCAAGUCCUGGUCCAAGAGUCACAGGCACGAAAAAGGACGAUCGAACAGUUUGCCCGACAUCUCAGACCCCCCACGCUCGCUUUCUGUCCCAGAGCAUGAAGUUCUACCGUCGAAAACCACAGAGGAAAAGCAUUAUGGCCUUGAGCCUGUGCGUUCCAAGAGUCUGGGUAAAAUUCCAGCCGGACACGCACUUGACAUGGACUCCAGGAUGCAGGAUCUAUCUAUCGACGGCAGCAACACCGAGGAGCGGCAAAUGCCUGUAGUUCCAGUCAACACGAGGAGUUCAUACGAUAAGAACACCCUUGGACAAGUCAAGACUGCCAGUAGUGAUGGUAAUCAACACAACCUUGCAGGAGUCACCACAGUCAAUAGUCUCAUCGACCGACAUGAUAUGUAUAAAGGGAUGGGCCGCAUUGAAACCAAAGACAUUAGAAACGUAGCGCAUGAGCCCAGAGGUGGCUUCGAGUGA
Ascochyta rabiei is the source of this 1602-nucleotide messenger RNA. RefSeq lists its product as uncharacterized. Lineage: Eukaryota; Fungi; Ascomycota; Dothideomycetes; Pleosporales; Didymellaceae. The coding region runs from base 1 to 1602 and encodes 533 amino acids. The record is from RefSeq and is a predicted model, not a curated record. The transcript has a single exon.